Messenger RNA from Cynocephalus volans (Philippine flying lemur), 860 nucleotides. RefSeq names its product NKG2-C type II integral membrane protein-like. The record is from RefSeq and is a predicted model, not a curated record. Gene Ontology annotation, molecular function: transmembrane signaling receptor activity. Gene Ontology annotation, cellular component: plasma membrane; external side of plasma membrane. The coding region runs from base 1 to 723 and encodes 240 amino acids. Lineage: Eukaryota; Metazoa; Chordata; Mammalia; Dermoptera; Cynocephalidae. Gene Ontology annotation, biological process: stimulatory C-type lectin receptor signaling pathway; positive regulation of natural killer cell mediated cytotoxicity. The transcript is spliced from 6 exons.
AUGAAUGACGAACGAGUAGCCUACUCAGAACUGAGUCUGGCCAAGGACCCAAAGAAGCAGCAAAGGACACCUAAGAGCACAAAAAGCUCCAUUUCGGUCACUGAACAGGAAAUAAUCUAUGUGGAAUUAAACCUUCCAAACGCUUCUCAGGAUCUUCAAGGAAAUGACCAGCGCUCUCCCUGCAAAGAUUCACUGUCACCUCCAGGGAAGCUCACUGCUGAGAUCUUGGGAUACAUUUCUCUUGUCUUAAUCACUGUGUUAAAAUUGAUGGUUCUUAUUUACUUGACCGUGAUACUGGAACAGAAUAAUUCUUCUCUGAAAACAAGAAGCCAGAAAGAAAUUCAUAAUCUUUCUUCAGUGUAUCAUUGUGGUCACUGUGAAAAGGAGUGGUUCACAUAUUCCAGCAGUUGUUAUUUCAUCAGUAUGGAAAGAAAGACUUGGAAUGAGAGUUUGAUUGCCUGUGCUUCUAAGAAUUCUAGUCUUCUUUACAUUGAUGAUGAAGAAGAAAUGAAAGUUCUGAUGUCCCUAUCAUUUGUAUCAUGGGUUGGAGUCUUUCGUAACAGCAGUGAUCGUCCAUGGGUGUCAAUAAAUGGCUCAACUUUCAAACUAAAGUUAACAGAAUCAGGCAAUCAUAAACAUAAUUGUGUUGUGCUACUCUCAGGAUAUCUAAAAUCAGACAGUUGUGGAUCUUCACAAAUGUAUUAUUGUAAGCAUAAGCUUUAGAAUUGAACCACCUGAGUCUGGAGUCUGUUAGGUAAUUUUAUAUUGAAUGAAAUGGAAACCAUAUUAUAAUUGGAUGUCUUAAAAUAAUUUGUGUUAUUCUAAUAACAAAAACAUUUCCAAAACCAAUCAUUGAAGUA